Molecule: messenger RNA, 3053 nt
Organism: Spirodela intermedia
Lineage: Eukaryota; Viridiplantae; Streptophyta; Magnoliopsida; Alismatales; Araceae
Source: the annotation of a GenBank genome assembly
AUGGAGUCCAUCAUCCACCGCCUGUCCGCCCGCCUGCUUCCUCUUUCCACCUCCUCCGCCGGUCCAUUCGUCGGCGCCCCGGGCAGCGGGAAUGCUGCGCGGCGCCGACUCCUCUGGCGCUGCCGCAGACCCGAUGGUAAAAUCAUCUCCUCCUUCGACGUCGAGGGCGCACCCUCUUCUUUCCUCCCCGCCGGCGCAAGUGGUUCCCGGCGUCAGACGAGGGCCGCGGCGGGUUGGUUCCUCGGUCUCGGUGGGAAGAAGGGCACUGCGUUGCCAGAAAUCAUUAAGGCUGGCGACCCCGUCCUGCACGAGCCCGCCCGGGACGUCGACCCCCGAGAGAUUGGAACGGAGAGGAUCAAUAAGAUAGUAGAAGACAUGAUCCAGGUCAUGAGGCAGGCUCCUGGAGUCGGCCUGUCCGCCCCUCAGAUUGGAGUACCUUUGAGGGUACUACCUACGACCCUCACUCACUAUUCUAUCCCGUUCCCUCUCUUUCUCUCCCAGUCGUUUCUUUAUCUGCAUGCUAUUUGCAUUCAAACGAAAAUUUUGGGCAUUAUUUUUCAUCUCGCUCAUUUCACAUUCAACAAUGAGCUCCGGAAAAGAAAUGAUUCCCAUGUCUUGGUCAAUUUUCUUGCUAAAUAUUCUGGAACAGAAACAGAGCGAUUGGAUUUAGAUGUGAGCAUGUGUCAAGUUCCGCCCCUCACGCGAGUGCACCCCUGACCUAAGAAAAGACGGUCGCUUGAGAAAUAUAAUGUGAGCCCAACCGACAUCUGUUUCAGAUGGCGGCUGAGCCCGGCGGUCGAACUUGAUCGAUCUCUCGGUUGCCAGAUAGAUGAGUUUCUCUGCAACCCGAUAGGUACAUUAGAGCCCUGAAACUCCCUCUGACGUAUCUCGAGGUCGGAAGAUUUUGUUUUCCCACGCCGUCCUGGUACUUUGAUCCGCCCAGCUCUUAGAGUUUUGCCCCCGAAUGCUCGUGGUUAUGACUUUCUUUGAUUAUUAACGGGAUGCCGAAUCUCGUGUAAGUUUGUGCAGCGUGUUGGGAGAUUCUCGUUGUUUAUUGGCAUGGUGGAGGCGGCAUGCAUUUACUCACAGAUUUGUAACGAAGGGUUUCUGGUCAGCAGUAUAACGAUGAAUCCGUCAGGUUUCCCUUCUAGAAAGGGCAGUCGUUCUUGAAGGAAAGGAUCUAAAUAUUUUGAGGGCUGGUUGCUUUCCAUUGGCGUACGUCGUCUACCAACUUUUGAGAUCACGUUAAAGGGUAGGGGAACUUCGCCCCUGUGGCAUUUGUUUUCCCCAUCCAAGAGUCAUCUUUCCCUGAAAUCGAAUGCUUCUGCGGAGGGAUGUCCGCCCGCUCCACGACUUUAUGUUACCACCUGACAAGUUGUACUUAAUCCGAACAGGAAAGGUCAUAUCUGUACCUGGACUUCUAUUGCAGAUAAUUGUUCUGGAAGACACUAAAGAAUACAUAAGCUAUGCUGACAGGAAAGAAGUUGAAGCGCAGGACAGGCGGCCAUUCAAUCUUCUGGUAAUUCAAGAUCAGGACAGGCGGCCAUUCAAUCUUCUGGUGCUACUUCUUCUAUAUAAGUCUUUAUAAUGCGCCAGCCAUCUGUUGCAGGUGAUUCUGAAUCCGAUUCUGAAGAAGAAAGGGGAUAGGACUGCGUUGUUCUUCGAAGGAUGUCUAAGGUAUGAAACUAGUGAAGUUCACAGGUUCGGACCGCAGCAAUGCGAUUCUGCAGCAGGAUUGUUUUGGUUAUGAACAGCUUUUGUUAUCCCCUUUUGCGUAAGUCGAAUUUCACGACAGAGUAGUCUUUUUUCUGAGGCUUCCAGCAUGUGUUUGCUAAAUUCGCCUUAGAAUGAGAAAAGACUCUUCUUCCCCAUGUAUUCAUUGUAUGCGGUUUAGUCUGAUCUGCUAUGGAUUUUAAUCAGGACUUAGGGGAAAUCCGUUCGACAUUUGAAAGUUCAAAAAGAAAAAAAAAUGAAAAAAAGCCGGGAUUUCCGCGGUUCUCCCGGUCUCCUUUUGACCAAUGGAUGAAAGAGGCAACGAAAAACAGCUUAGGAUUCUGCAUAGCGCAUCUUCAUUGCCCACGCUCAUUCCUCUCUUCUUUUCUUCCCGGAACAUUAUAUCAUUUUCAUCAUUAUUGAAGAUAUGAUUACUAAGAUGCUUGAGAAUUUGUUUGCAAGCCCUUUUCCCAUUUUUUAUUGCCGGAUGUUUGUCUUCAUGGCCCGAUUUUCUUCUGAAUUGACUGAUUCGACCAAUCGGAUAUGAUCGCCUGAUUUGAGCUCCAACCCUAUUUUCUUGCCCGUUCUUCCCCCAUUACGCAUAUGUUCCUUUGCAUUACCAUCUUCUCACGAUUGGCAUCAGUUUAAGACAUCCGUUGAAUGUGUCCUGUGGAGUGGGUCGUGAGAUUCUUCUAAAAAUAAAUCUCUCUUAGGAACUCUUCUUUUUGGGUCAAAGGUUUGCGCCAUUCGGAUCAUAGAUUAUUAGUCCUUGCCAGUCGUGGAUCGUAGAUGUCGAGCACUGUUGAAAAUUGCAAGGUAACUUUGCAUCAUAUCUUGCCUAUCUUCAUUAUGUUAAGAGGUUGAAUGGGCGGCAGCAGCUCACCGCAGGGCAUCUUCCAUUGUUUUUUUUCAAUUUAGAGUGUCUGUUGUAGCGCCAUUUGUGUGUGUUGCGAGGAUAAUGUAUUCGGCUACCCUUUCUUCUGACGCUAAGAAACAAGAAGCCGAUGAUGAAGACGAUGCAUGGAUCCUUUAUAUUUUCCAAUUGUUAGUGUCUACGUGGGUCUCCCCUCUAAUCUGUGAUAACCCCUCCUUUUCUCAGUGUUGAUGGAUUUAGAGCAGUCGUCGAGCGGCACCUUGAGGUUGAAGUCACUGGAUUGGAUUGUGAAGGACGUCCCAUCAAGGUGGAUGCAGCCGGCUGGCAGGCUCGGAUAUUACAGCACGAAUGCGACCACUUGGAGGGCACAAUCUAUGUCGACAGGAUGCUCCCCAGGACGUUCCGAACGGUGGGGAACUUGGCUCUACCCCUCCCUGCGGGCUGCCCCAAGCUCGGACCCCCCUGA